CGUCGUCGUCUCUCACAAAUUUCUUCAUUCGUUCUGUGGAAACGCAGAAAUGGAGACUCCAUAUCCGAAACUCACCGAUCCAUCCAAGACUCGAAUUGGAUGGAUCGGGAUUGGGAUAAUGGGAUCAGCCAUGGUCUCUCAUAUCCUUGCCGCAGGCUAUUCAGUCACCGUCUACGCUCGCGACCUCCGGAAAACAAAGGAUCUGCAAACCAAAGGAGCUCGCGUAGCCAAUAGCCCUAAAGAGUUAGCGGAGAUGAGCGACGUUGUGUUCACUAUUGUUGGAAACUCUAACGAUGUUGGAUCGUUGCUUCUCGGUGACGAUGGUGUACUCGCUGGUCUUAAACCCGGUGGAGUAACCGUGGAUAUGACUAGUAGCAAGCCGGGAUUGGCGCGUGAGAUACACGCGGAGGCGAGGAGGAGAAAUUGCUGGGCGGUGGAUGCGCCUGUAUCGGGUGGAGAUGCCGGAGCACGUGAGGGGAAGCUAACGAUUUUCGCUGGCGGAGAGUUGGAGAUUGUGGAGUGGUUAUCUCCGGUGAUGAAGAAUAUGGGAAUUGUGAGGUAUAUGGGAGAAGCAGGGAGUGGACAGAGUUGUAAGAUUGGGAAUCAGAUUUGUGUUGGAAGCAACAUGGUGGGACUAGCUGAAGGGAUUGUGUUUGCUGAGAAGGCGGGUUUAGAUCCGGUGAAAUGGCUUGAUGCGGUCAAAGACGGUGCUGCUGGAUCCGCGGUUAUGCGGCUUUUCGGGGGGAUGAUGACGGAGAGGGAUUAUAAGGCGACGGGGUUUGCAGAGUACAUGGUGAAAGAUUUGGGAAUGGCGGCGGAAGCGGCAACGGCAAUGCCUGGAACUGCUUUGAACAAGCAGUUGUUCUCUGGAAUGGUGGCAAAUGGAGAUGGGAAGUUGGGAUUUCAAGGUGUCGUCUCUGUUAUUAGGAGACUUAACGGCAUAUCUUGAUAACACUAGUGUUAACUAUGCACACUUGUUUUCUAUUUGGUCAGUAGAUUUGGUUCUUGAACCAAAGUUGCUAAUAAGAACAUGGAGUCUCA
Molecule: messenger RNA, 1041 nt
Organism: Arabidopsis arenosa
Lineage: Eukaryota; Viridiplantae; Streptophyta; Magnoliopsida; Brassicales; Brassicaceae
Source: the annotation of a GenBank genome assembly